Messenger RNA from Carya illinoinensis, 1856 nucleotides. Its product is annotated as 3'-5' exoribonuclease 1-like. Bases 162 to 1403 code for a protein of 413 amino acids. Lineage: Eukaryota; Viridiplantae; Streptophyta; Magnoliopsida; Fagales; Juglandaceae. The record is from RefSeq and is a predicted model, not a curated record. Gene Ontology annotation, molecular function: nucleic acid binding; zinc ion binding; 3'-5'-RNA exonuclease activity. The transcript is spliced from 5 exons. Gene Ontology annotation, biological process: exonucleolytic trimming to generate mature 3'-end of 5.8S rRNA from tricistronic rRNA transcript (SSU-rRNA, 5.8S rRNA, LSU-rRNA).
ACAAAAUCGAAGACCUUAUUUGCACAAGGAACCUGCUCAUCCCCUCCGUUUUAUUUUAUCUUUCUCGCUCUUUUCCUCUCACCUCCCCGGAGAGACGAGGUUGGUAUUUAUUGAGUAAGAUCUGAUGUACUUUCCGGUGGAUCUCGUCUCUACACAAGAUCAUGAUGGCCCUUGAAACUAAAGAAACUAUGCAAAGGAACUGUGAGGCAUCCUUAAAAUGCCUCCAGAGCCCGGGAGUCCCUUACAAACUGCAGUGUAAUGGGAAUUCUGUAGAUGGCUUUUCAGAGCUUAAAGAUAAAAUAAACACUCACCAAGGUGGGGAUUUUGAACCAGAGCGCCCAUUGGGUUGCAAGUUUCCUGAGCCACCUAAUGAUUUUUACAACAAGCCAACCUACCAGCAUGAUUUUGGCAAAUGGUCAACCUUCCAUUUUGAUUCUCAAAAGGUGCAGCGGUGCCACAUCAACUCUUUUGAGAGCCAGUUUUGCCAAUUCCCUUUGGAGAAUCAGUUUCAAUAUGUUCCUUUUAAUACGAUUGCUCAAGGUCACCCCUAUGAUUUCCAAUUUCAAGAUUUUCAGUAUUUUGUGGUCAUAGAUUUUGAGGCUACCUGUGAUAAAGAUAGAAAUCCUCACCCACAAGAGAUAAUUGAGUUUCCAUCUGUUAUCGUGAGUAGUGUAACUGGCCAGCUGGAAGCAUGUUUUCAGACAUAUGUGCGACCAACUUGCAAUCAGCACUUGAGUGAUUUCUGCAAGGGUCUAACUGGUAUCCAACAAAUUCAGGUGGACAGAGGUGUUACUUUAAGUGAGGCUCUCCUUAGGCAUGACAAAUGGCUUGAGAAGAAGGGGAUUAAGAGCACUAAUUUUGCUGUGGUGACAUGGUCAAAUUGGGAUUGUAGGGUGAUGCUGGAAUCUGAGUGUCGAUUCAAGAAGAUUAGAAAGCCUCCUUAUUUUAACCGAUGGAUCAACUUAAAGGUACCUUUCCAUGAGGUUUUUGGUGGUGUGAGGUGCAAUCUUAAGGAGGCGGUUGAGAUGGCAGGCUUGGUAUGGCAGGGACGUGCUCACUGUGGCCUGGAUGAUGCGAAAAACACUGCUCGCCUACUUGCCCUCCUCAUGCACAGGGGUUUUAAAUUCUCCAUUACAAACUCUCUGAUGUGGCAGACUACUGACCGAUCAUUGAUGUGGAAGCAGUCCCCAGAGCCCCUGUCCUCCCCUCAUCAGCCACAGAAACCAAAGGAUAUUCAUAUUCCUGUUUUCCCCUAUCACCCUUAUUGUUUCUGUGGGGUGAAGAGCAGCAGAGGAAUGGUCCAGAAGCCGGGGCCAAAGCAAGGGAGCAUCUUCUUUGGCUGUGGAAAUUGGACUUCCACUAGAGGAGCCCUCUGCCAUUACUUUGAAUGGGUUGCUUCCUGAAUGGGAGUAUGAGAAGACUUCUCUCAAUCUCCCCAAUGUUAUCCUAAGUCUUCAUAAAAUGUUUUCCGUAAAAAUUGAAAAAAGAAAAGAAAAGAAGGGAUAAGUAAUGGGUUGUCUCCUAGUAGAAGCCAGUAUGCCUUAGGUGCUUGGUGAGGUUUCUGCUUCAUACAAUAUACAUAUAAAUAGUUGGCUCAUUUGCUUAAUAUUGUGUCUGCUAUAGACCAAGUAGUCUUCUAAGGAAAGGGAGCUUCAACCUGUAAAGCUGACUUACUAUUGACUGGAGAACAGCUGGGAAUGCAAGGAUGGGUAGUUAGGAUGGUGCUUUUACAUGCUCUGGCAUGCUAAGUUUAUCUUAAAUAAUUUGUGAGAUAGAGACACUUAUCUGAAUGCAUUUUUAAUUGGAAUCAGUAGAUUUGCUCGGCCUGGUCUGCUGAUUUCAUUUGUUUGAUAUUA